Messenger RNA from Gymnodraco acuticeps, 5310 nucleotides. RefSeq names its product IMP (inosine 5'-monophosphate) dehydrogenase 1a (gene impdh1a). NCBI's taxonomy places the organism in Eukaryota, Metazoa, Chordata, Actinopteri, Perciformes, Bathydraconidae. The record is from RefSeq and is a predicted model, not a curated record. The transcript is spliced from 14 exons. Gene Ontology annotation, molecular function: IMP dehydrogenase activity. Gene Ontology annotation, cellular component: cytoplasm. Bases 1433 to 3310 code for a protein of 625 amino acids. Gene Ontology annotation, biological process: GTP biosynthetic process.
GGGAGGGUAGAGACUGUAAGAGGCUUUUCUGGUUCAAUCUCCCAGUAACUGUCAGAAGCAGUCAGUCAGUCACCUGCAGAUGAUGGCGUCAAGGGGGUAUCUUGGCCAAUCCAGUUACUCAUGUUUCAGUUCCUUGCAAAGGUUUGUUGUUCACCACUCUCACACUGAGCUGAUGAAGAGAAAAAACAUGAAGACAGUUCACACGUGUGUAGUGAAUCUUCAAACCACCUUUCGUGCAUUAAUUUACCUUAAUUUUACUUUAAUUGUGAGUGCUUUUCUUUCACUCGUUUAACUUCUUUUCUGGUGAUAAAAUGUUGUAUCGGAUAUGAUUGACAGUAUUUUCAACAUGUGAUUUUCUAUGAAUUUCAAUAAACAGAUUUUGUGACAUUGCUAUGACAGAAAAUAAUUUAACUGACUUAGAUAUAAACAAAUGUUUCCCUUUCUCUCACAUGGACACUUCUGUCUGCCUGUCUCUCUAUCUGUCUCUCCCCUCUGUCUCAAAGGAGCUAAACUGGCGGCAUAAAAGUAUUCUGGGAUUUGACCUUUGUCUCAUUCACAGCUCUGUCUCUCUGAAAAAACAACACACCUCUACAACAUGUUAAUCCUCAGUGGGGAAAGUGCGUUCAAGUGUCAUCUUGACCCAUCCUUCUCCUCCUCAGUCCUCCUGCCUCACUCCACCCUACACACCCAUCUCACCCCACCCCAUCCUGCAUUAAUGCUCCCAAUCCUCUUUGUAGGAGAGUGACGUCUGCUACUGUCAGAAACAGAGUUAAGCUCAGCAGGCACCAGGAGAACAGAGUAGAGAGAAGCUUCAUAGAUAAUCAAGCAGCAGUGCACUCUGGGCCUCUAGAGGGACACGUCUGUGCCACCUCAGCAAGAACUGACUCUCCUCCCGAGGGGCUGCUCAUGCCUCCAGCUGGGAGACACGGAUUUCUAAAUUCAGUGUGCUAAGACUUAAUCAACAGGUUAGCUGAAAGCUCUGUGCUCCUGCCUGAGGGCCUUACUGGCCUCAAACUCCGGUGACCAGAGCUGAGAAACAGGAAAACAAACUCUGGACUUUUGUUGCUGCUUCUUCUGCAGUUUUGGGAUUAUUGAGAAAAAUCAUCUGGCCAUACUGGAUGUAAAACAGAUGGCAAAACUGCUUCCUCCCAAGUUCAGCUGUGCAUGAAAGGUAUUUAUGUGAACAUACACUCAAAGCUGUUUAUCAGUGCUGGGAGCUGCUCGGACCACUGUUAACUUGCUGGUAAAGGUGUGAAGCUGUGUGCAUGAAACAGGUCAGAAGUGCCGUGACUGUGUGUGUGUGAGUGUGUGUGUGUGUGUGUGUGUGUGUGUGUGUGUGUGUGUGUGUGUGUGUGUGUGUGUGUGUGUGUGUGUGUGUGUGUGUGUGUGGUGUUGGGGCCCUGUGGAGGUCGUAGCCCUGGAUUUAUUAGAGAUGGAAGGUCAUGGUUAUGACCGGUUUGGAGAAGGGGACAGAGACACUUACCAAAUCGACUACCGGAGGAUCGUUGGGGAUAUGGAACCAGAGCGGCCUCACAUCUUAAACAGAGAUGGGGAACAACCUCUUCCCUACGGGGCCUAUGUCCCCCCCUCACCACAUGGACAUGGGCAUGAGACUGCAGCCCAGCGCUACAGUGCUACACGUAUCCAAGCUGGAUAUGAACCAGAGAGCAUGGCAGACUACUUGAUCAGUGGAGGCACAGGUUAUGUUCCUGAAGAUGGACUAACAGCACAACAACUCUUUGCAAUCGGCGAUGGACUUACAUACAAUGACUUCUUGAUCCUGCCUGGUUUCAUAGAUUUUACUUCUGUUGAGGUGGAUCUUACCUCUGCAUUGACAAGAAAGAUAACACUGAAGACACCUCUCAUUUCAUCUCCCAUGGAUACAGUCACAGAGUCAUCCAUGGCCAUCGCCAUGGCAUUGAUGGGUGGGAUUGGAAUAAUUCAUCAUAACUGUACUGCUGAGUUCCAGGCCAAUGAGGUCCGCAAAGUCAAGAAAUUUGAGCAGGGCUUCAUUACAGACCCAGUGGUGAUGAGUCCUCGACACACAGUGGGGGACGUGUUUGAGGCAAAGACACGCCAUGGUUUCUCUGGGAUCCCUGUUACAGAGACUGGCAAGAUGGGCAGCAAGCUGGUCGGUAUCGUCACAUCCAGAGACAUAGACUUCCUGUCUGAGAAGGACCAUGACAGACCCCUGGAGGAAGCAAUGACAAAAAGAGAAGAUUUAGUUGUUGCCCCUGCUGGAGUCACACUGAAAGAGGCUAAUGAUAUACUGCAACGUAGCAAAAAAGGUAAGCUCCCCAUAGUGAAUGACAGUGAUGAGCUGGUUGCAAUUAUUGCAAGGACCGACUUGAAAAAGAACAGAGAUUAUCCUCUGGCUUCCAAGGACUCUCGCAAACAGCUGCUGUGUGGAGCUGCUAUUGGCACGAGGGAGGACGACCAUUACAGACUGGACCUCCUCAUGCAGGCUGGAGUAGAUAUGGUCGUUCUGGAUUCCUCCCAAGGAAACUCAGUGUAUCAGAUCAACAUGAUAAACUACAUCAAACAGAAACAUCCUGAACUACAGGUAGUCGGAGGAAAUGUGGUGACAGCUGCUCAGGCCAAAAACCUCAUUGACGCUGGUGUAGACGCCCUAAGAGUGGGCAUGGGAUGUGGCUCCAUCUGUAUCACACAGGAAGGUAUGAUAAAUAAUGCAGCCAUGUCAACAACAACCAGUCUAUUUUUAUUAUUACAUGUAACACAGGUUUAUACCAUACACUAUUGCUCUUGUUCCUCAGUGAUGGCAUGUGGACGGCCCCAAGGAACAUCGGUGUACAAGGUUGCAGAGUAUGCUCGACGUUUUGGAGUGCCAGUUAUUGCUGAUGGAGGCAUUCAAACUGUUGGACAUGUUGUGAAAGCUCUGGCUCUGGGCGCAUCUACAGUGAUGAUGGGGUCGUUGCUCGCAGCAACCACUGAAGCCCCAGGAGAAUAUUUCUUUUCAGACGGUGUGCGUCUGAAGAAGUACAGAGGAAUGGGCUCCUUGGACGCCAUGGAGAAAAAUAACAGUCAGAAACGCUACUUCAGCGAGGGAGAUAAGGUGAAGGUGGCUCAAGGUGUCUCAGGAUCAGUAACAGAUAAAGGCUCCAUCCAUAAGUUUGCUCCUUAUCUCAUUGCUGGUAUCCAACAUGGCUGUCAGGACAUAGGAGCUAAGAGUUUGUCGAUUUUAAGGUCCAUGAUGUACUCUGGGGAGCUGAAGUUUGAGAAAAGAACCAUGUCCGCUCAGAUGGAAGGAGGAGUCCACGGCCUUCACUCUUACGAGAAACGACUUUACUGAGAGUGGAGGAAGAGGAAACACUCGCCUAGGACCAAAUGUCCCGAUCCCAGCAGCUAUGAGCAGAGGCACCGGGCGCAUGUGAUCAAGCUCAACACCAUUCACACUCCAACACUGUCUUGUCUCCUCAUUGACCCCUCCCAAGAUAAACAAAACAAAACACCUUAAGGUGAAUUUGAAGAUUCAUCUUUGCACUCUUUCAACCACUCAUGUCCCCACAUAAACUCAUUAUCUGUCUUUCUACCCGUGGGGCCAAGGUCUAGUUAAGGUAAUGUAAUUAACUAUUCUCUUGAUCCCCUUCAACAAGCAAACUGAUUUAAUUAACUACUUUAGGACAAGCUUAUCAUUGCUGACGUAAUAAAAGGCCCCUUUCUUGUUGACCUUCAAACUGCACCAUAUAGAUACUGGAUUAUACAACAAGGCUUACAGAGGUGCAGCCCUAUGCCUCCAUGCACAUUUUGUAUUUAUAACAAGAUAUUUUUGCAGAGAAUCUAGCAGUUAGAUAUUUUAUUAACAAAAGAAGGAUAAAAGGUAUUUGGCAUAAAGUUUCAACAUUUUAUUUUAUUAAAAGAAUAAAGAACCAAUAUAUUUGAUGGUUUCACUAUCAGCUCUCUGCUGACACUUUGUGUAUAAAGCUAACCAAGCCUGAAAGAAACUCAUAGUAGGUCAAGUAAAAUGUUGUUCUCUUUAGCUUCUCACAACAGUUAUAUCUUGUUUAAGCAAAUACCUUGCAUGUAAUUUCACCUCUAGCCGAUGAGCUACCUAAAUGUACUGCUGCUGUUUCAGAAGGGACCAAAGCAUAGCAUCAGCUUUAAUUCAUACAUACAUAUUUGUAACAAGGAGCGCUUUAAAGUGAUAAUGUGAAAUCGCACUAGAUAUUCCGCUGUUCACUUUAUUUGGCACAGAAAAUACUAAUUAACACAAUAUGUGAUUGACAAGACUGAAGACUACACAUUUUAGUGUGAUUAUAAUUGACAAAUAUCACUGUCAUUUUGAAUUUCCAAUACAGAUGAGUCUGUGUCACAUUGGUUCUACGUGUUUUGAUGUUCCAUAGUUUCAUUUUGCAAAAAGAACAUGGUAAAUUAAUUAAAUAAAAGGUUUAUAUUUGUAUAUAAUACAUAACAUAGGUAGUUAUUUGUCCUUUUUUCAGGCUCAGUCUUUAAACAAUUAAAUGCUGAGUCAAUGAAAUAGAGCUAUGAAGUCAAGUUGGAUUUAUUUCUUGAUAAAAUUGUGAGCAAAUGUGAAUCCAAGUUAAUUUAUCAGUUUUUAAAUGUGAUUUAUUUGUCUGGGCGGUACUUACCAUCUUUGGUAUUACACAUGUUGGUCCACGAUUAACAGUGGGACUUUAUUAGUAAUGACAUGCAGCUAAAGAGCUAAGCUAUUGAACUGGCUGACCAAAUUAUUUUACAGUUCCUAAUAAUUUAAAUAUAUAUAUAUGACUUGUAUCUUGUAAUGUAUAUUUUCUUCUAUCACUCAUAAGGCUUUCAAAUUAAAAUCUCUGUAAAUAGUGUUGCAUGAAUAAAGACAAUUCUGACAAGGUCAUAUUCAUAUUGUUUUAUUUUCUCUCUUAUAUCUCGAGAAAAUCCCACAUUUGACUUAUUUGACUAACAAGUGAAAUGUGUUGUUACCACUAGAUAACACUAUUUUCAAAAUGUUACUACUUCAAUUUUAAAUUCAAGCCUCUCACAUUAACUGUGGGCCCAGUGUUUGCCUCCCUCCGGUAGAUUAAAAAAACCUCAGAUUAUUGCAUAUCACUGUAGGUGCUACAACAUUCUUUACAUGUAUCUUUUAAAAAGAUAAUUCUGACAUUGUUGGCCAAGCAGGAAAAACAUGGAAGAAAACUCAUCCUGUAUAUGACUUUGUUUUGAAUUUCCAAAUGUAUUACAUCACGCUGAAACACAUAAUAAUCAAUUUUAUGAAUGAACUACAUGCCAAAAAUGUUUGCUCAUAGUAGUUAAUGUUUGCCCACUCUGUACACAACUCAAUAAACAGCUAGAUACUGA